CCACCGCGACCCCGGCCCCGCCUGUUGGCCCACCCCUGCCGCCUCCUCCCGCCGCCGCCGCCGCCGCUCUCGCCUCCGCUGCCUCCUCCCCCCCCGAGGUAUUGUUACGAAUAAUAACUUGACCCCUUCCUCUCUCCCCCCACCACCGAUCCCCGCCCGCUGAGACAGCUGUGCAACAGCUGGAGCCCCCCCGGCCGGGGCGAGUCGCUCCGCCGGACGCCGGAGGGAGGGGGGGGUCCCACGAUUAGCUCCUCCCCACGCCUGGGGCACCGCGGUCCCCCUGGCCCGGGGCGAGCGCGGCAGCGGCUCCGGGUGGGGCGGUAGCGGGAGCUCCCCCCGACCCCCUCCCCCCACCGGUGCCCCCUUCCUGGGCUCGGCUCGGCCGCCUUCCCCCUCCGCCGCCCGCAGGUGCACCUGGUCGGGUUGCGGCCAUGCCCCCCCGCCCUUCGCCCGGGUGGCGGUAGUCAGUAACAAGUUAAGCAAAGCCGUGGCAGCUUUUUAUACACCAGGGGAGGCCCACCCUUCCCCAACAGGGCUGUGAAAGAAACCCAAAGUUGUGACUCUGGCAGCACCCUGUGUGCCUCCAGAAGCCCCACUCCGAGUUCAUCCCACCAGCAAGACUGUGCAGCGCGGGAGCCGCUGUUGCAAAGCUACCAGAUUCAACCUCCUGGGGAGCCUUUCUGGCCAAGCUUCUUGUGGUCACUUUUCAGUUCUCUUUUGCUGCUGGACCUUGUUCCAAACUUGAUCUGCGCGAGAGGGAAGCGAAUUAGUGCAGGAGCUUGCCUGGAUGCUGAGUGCCUUAUGAUUGGGUGUGCCUGACUGCAUCAGCCUUUGGAUGUGAGCGUAUUCUCUUGAAACAGCCUUGUGAUAUUCUAGCUGCCUGUUUUCUUGGGAGGUCCCUUAGAAGAAGCUGUCCGUACGUCUGUCUCGGUGCCUGACGGGGCUGCUGUGCUUCCAGAUUUGAACCAUGUCCCACCCGUCCUGGCUGCCGCCCAAGAGUACCAACGAGCCUGUUGGUCACGUUACAGCAAGGAUGGAGACCACUCAUGCCUUUGGGACUCCCAGCAUCUCCGUGUCCACCCAACAGACGCCAAAGAAGUUUGCACCCGUUGUUGCCCCCAAACCAAAGUACAACCCAUACAAGCAACCAGGAGGUGAUGGAGACUUCCUUCCUCCACCUCCGCCUCCUGUUGAUGACCUCGGGAAUAUCACAUCACAAGGUGCCUUUCCCCCCCCACCCCCUCUGGACGACGUUGCUUUCAACGUGCAGGUGAAUCCUGGUGGCAAGACACUUGAGGAGAGGCGCUCCAGCCUGGAUGCAGAGAUCGACUCCCUCACCAGCAUCCUGGCCGAUCUAGAGAGCAGCUCUCCCUACAAACCGCGGAUCCAACAGGGCUCCGGGACCUCCAGCUCCGCUGCCACCACUCCGUCUGUGUCCACCCCCGUCACCGGCCACAAGCGGAUGAUCAUUCCCAACCAACCUCCCCUCACCGCCACCAAGAAGUCCACUGCCAAGGGGCCUGGCCAGCCGGCACCCAUCCCAGUCACGCCCAUCGGCACCCUGAAGCCUCAGCCGGUUCCGGCCUCCUACACCACAGCCUCCACACCCAGCCGCCCGACCUUCAACGUCCAGGUGAGGACGGCGCAGCCCAGCCCUCACUACCAGCCGCCUGGCCCGCAGCCCACGCACUAUGGCAGCCUGGGGCCCGGCCAGCCCUAUGCAGCCCCACCGGCCCGCCCGCCUGGUGCCCAGCAGUAUGGCUCACCACAGCACCGUGGGCCCGACUACGGUUAUGCCCCACCGCCUGCCCGUCCUUCAGAGCCCAGCUAUGGCUAUGCACCUCAGCAAAGCCGCUACCAGGACCCGUAUUACGGUGGAUAUGGAGGGAGGAAUGGCUCUGAAGCACCCUACGUGCCACAGAGCUCCUGGAAGGUUGAGCCAGCAUAUCCUAGUGGUAACACCGUGGGCCAGGCUCCUUCUGGGCUGUACCAGCCUCCUGGCACAAAGAAGACCUACAUCACGGACCCAGUGCUGGCCCCGCAGCCGCUGCAGCAAAAGAGUGGGUAUCCAAGCUCUGGACCCACAACAAGCACUCCUGCCUUCAGGCCUGAAGAUGAGCUGGAACAUCUGACGAAGAAAAUGCUGUAUGACAUGGAGAAUCCUCCCUCUGAUGACUACUUUGGCCGCUGUGCUCGCUGUGGGGAGAAUGUUGUUGGGGAAGGCACUGGCUGCACAGCCAUGGACCAGGUCUUCCACGUGGAGUGCUUCACCUGCAUGAUGUGCAAGAACAAGCUGAGGGGGCAGCCUUUCUACGCAGUAGAGAAGAAAGCCUACUGUGAACCCUGCUAUAUUAAAACACUGGAGCAAUGCAGUGUAUGUGCAAAGCCCAUCAUGGAAAGGAUCCUCCGAGCCACCGGGAAGGCCUACCAUCCCCACUGCUUCACCUGUGUCAUGUGCCAUCGCAGCCUGGAUGGGAUUCCCUUCACCGUGGAUGCUGGUGGGAACAUCCACUGCAUCGAGGAUUUCCAUAAGAAAUUUGCACCAAGAUGUUCAGUGUGUAAGGAGCCCAUCAUGCCAGCCCCAGGACAAGAGGAGACUGUACGCAUUGUCGCCCUGGAUCGUGACUUCCAUGUCCAGUGCUACCGGUGUGAGGACUGUGGCGGCCUCCUGUCUGAGGGGGACAAUCAGGGCUGUUACCCUCUGGACGGGCACAUCCUUUGCAAGACCUGCAACUCAGCUCGGAUCCAGGCUCUGACCGCCAAGGCCAGCACUGAUCUCUGAGUACCAACUGUGACCCUCCCCAGGAUGCCUGCUGGGGGAAUUGCACAAGCUUUGCAUGAUUUCUUUCCAGCCUAGGGCCUGAAUCUUUGUUUGUUUGUUUGUGUGUUUGUUUUUAAAAAAAAAAGUAAAACUGGAAGGCCUUGGAGCAAGAGGGCAGUUCUGUGGCCAUGUUCAGACUGCCAGCAACAGGCACCUAACUUAGGCGUGAGUCUUCCAAAGGGUGGCAAGUCUGACCACCAGCUGCUAAGUUAUCUGCCUGUGGAAGAAGCUCUGAACUGGUGAAAUGUGGCUGAGCUAGUUCCUUUUUCCAAGUUAUUUUGGAAAUCUGAUCAGGUAUGGGGAUCUUCUUUGAUUUUAAUGGAUCACCAGCAGAAGUAGCUCUACUGUCACAGAGGAUGUGAAGCCAGUGUGAGAGCAGAACUGGCACUCCUCAUUGCAACUCAAACAACGCAACUUUGGCAGUACUGCACCUAAGGGUGUAGAUGUGACCUUGAGCUUUUUGGGACACAGAUUUGUUGUCUAUGUAUUUCUUCUUAGGUCCUUACUUGUCUCCAUUCCCUUCCAGUUCUAUAGUUGUUGUUGUUUUUUUUUUCUUUUUCUUAUGGAAUUAUAUUUUUGCUAUUACAUGAACUUAUUCAGUAGUGAUGCUUCCAAUUCACAAUAUAUGAGCAACCACAGAAAGAUGUGAGCUUGCACACACACACACACACACACACACACACACACACAAUGUGCUUUUGAUUUACUAGAGGUAUAAGCCAAUCAUGUCUGCUGAGAAGGUCUUUCAAGGAUCUGGGUCUGAAACACUCUUUAAAAAUCCCAGUGGUUAAAUUAAAAAAAAAUAGACUACACAGAACCGCAGUGCAAAGCGAUGCUCAAAAAAAUCUUGUGCCACUCGCUGUAGUGGGACCAAUGGCUGUGCUGGCUUCUGGGUAGAUAUUUAAGCACUGGAGUCUUGUUCUGUUGUUUAUUGAAAUGGGAGGAUUUUCCUUCAGCUGUAACAGGAACUGAAGCAGGGAUAGACGUCUCUGUGAAGUUAACACGCAUGGUCUGGAGCUCCCAUUGGAAAAGGAAUCUUAUUCCAACAACGGCCAAAGAGCCGUGCAGUUGUUCAGUUUUUGUCUUAAAGCUGAAAAAGGUGUUAAACCCUUCUCUGUGCCAUCCCAAAAAGCAAAUGAUUUUCUUUUUCUUUCAUUUUCAUCCCAGCCACUUAUUACUCCUCUCUGGUGAAAUGUCAUUGCAGAAGAGUGCUGGGCCAGGAGCAGUACUUUCAUCUUCUGUCCAGAGGUAAUACAUGUGCCAAGGUAAAUAAAAAGCUGGGCAGAGAUAACCUUUCUUUUUGUCAUGUUGGUGUUCGUGGGCUUUUUUUAAUUUAUUUUUUUUUCACUUUGCUAAUUAAGAAAAUAAAUUAUAAAUUCGUGGCUCACUCUGAGCAGCUAUAAUAUUCUUGUUCAUGAAACCCAUAAUAACUAAGGUGCAAAUUACAUAGUGAGGGAGUAAUUUUCGUAUCACUGAAUUGACAUUAAUAUCUUAUUUGCAGAUGCAAUCAAAGAGAAUACCUUUCUUUGCACUUAACAAAUUAAGAAGCAGAACUGAAACAGUUGCAGGCUGAUUGACCAUAUUAGUGACAAACUGGGACUUUUCAACAGUAUUAGGAGAAUUUUUUCAUGUGCCCACUGAAAAACAAUGAAAAUGUAGUGCUUUCAUCUUCAGUCUCUAUAACAGAAACCUGAUACAAUAAUCCUAAUGCUGGAAGAAAAGAAAAAAGAAGUUAGAUGAGUUGGACUGAUAGGAAACAAAGAAAAACUGAAAUAGUCACCACAGCUCUUGCAAAUGGUGCAUUUGUUUCCAGUUUAGCACUAACCUCUAUGGAAGAGCCCUGUGAACUGUAAUAGCUUUAGCUGUAUACAGUAAAUUCAAACACAGAAAUACCAAUCUGAAACCUCUGUUCCUCACAUGGUUUGUAUGUUUGCAGACUCCUUCGGUGUCAGGGAAGAUUCCCAAAAUUCACAGCUCAAAAUGAAUCCUUCUUUGUAGAAGGGUGGCAUCAUUAAGCAAAAGCAAUCGUUCUCCACCAUAGCGGCUGUACUGAAGCCGUUUGCCUUUUAAUACUAGAUUUCUGCCCUGGCCUUCAACAAUUUUACUGCCUCAGACAUAAACAGACUUUUUUGCAGGGCAACUCCUGCCAGAUUCCAUCUGGGCUCCUGCUCCCUGAACCAUGGCACGUAAGAUUCUUCUGAGCUCGCUUUUUACAGGCAGCCCCUUCACACGGCAGUCAAAAACUCUUGCAACUAGUGAGUGAAUCCAAUUUGAAUUAACCCUACAGGAACACUGGAGUUCAGAGCUAGGGUUGCUAAUACUGCUGGUUUUACAUCUCUGCAAUCACAGGGGAGGACCUGAUGCGUCCCUGCAUACAAGAAGCCAUUCAUCAGGCAGCUCGGAACUUUGUUCUCGUUAGUGUUAAAUCAGGUGGCUGAUGAGACUCUCAUGAAUACCACUGGGGUAAGUGAUGGAAACUAGCGUAUGUAUCUGCCUGCAGAUGUGGCCUAGACUCAGGAGGACUGAAGUCCAGAGCCCUUGGGCUUUUCAUGGUCAUGGUGUAGGCUGGAAUUGGGAAAGUCUUAUGGCUUCUUGUCCUUUGUACGAGAAAGCUUCUUUGCAACUUCCCAGAGAUGCUGUGAGAAUUAAACUAGUCAAA
Molecule: messenger RNA, 5480 nt
Organism: Tympanuchus pallidicinctus (lesser prairie-chicken)
Lineage: Eukaryota; Metazoa; Chordata; Aves; Galliformes; Phasianidae
Gene: LPP
Product: LIM domain containing preferred translocation partner in lipoma
Exons: 15
Coding region: 968-2782 (604 amino acids)
Biological process (GO): cell-cell adhesion
Cellular component (GO): stress fiber; focal adhesion
Source: RefSeq, a predicted model, not a curated record